Molecule: messenger RNA, 1239 nt
Organism: Tricharina praecox
Lineage: Eukaryota; Fungi; Ascomycota; Pezizomycetes; Pezizales; Pyronemataceae
Exons: 5
Coding region: 1-1239 (412 amino acids)
Molecular function (GO): zinc ion binding
Source: RefSeq, a predicted model, not a curated record
AUGUUCCCAACGUCAGCAAAACGGCAAGCCCAAGCCCAAGCCAAAGCCGAAGCCGAAGCAUCGCCAACUCCAAGACCCAUUAGAAAGAGGCGAGAAAAAGGCCUCUUCGAGGACGGUGUGUGGAAAUGCAACUGUGAUCCACGCAAAGAAGCCGUGGACCUACAAGUUGCCAAAAAGGGCCCCAACAAGGGUCGCUGGUUCUGGACCUGCGCCCACCCCAAAGACCAUCCCGACAAAUGCAACUUCUUCAUGUGGGACAGCGAUGCGGAAGCGCACGCACAAAUCGCGAACCCGCCGCCUCUCUCGCCGAUGCCGGUGCCAGCAGCACCGCGAACACCCUCAAAGCCUAGGCCCACCCCGACUAAACGCCAGCAACCAACGCCAUCCACCGCCACGCCCAACACUCGCAAGCGCUCCCGCGACACCCUCGGACCCUUCUUCAGCGCCAGGCGCACCCCCUCCCUCCAGCGGGUAUCGGGAUGGCUCCUGCGCGACAACUUCCAGGCCCCCUUCCAGGGAGAGGAAGAGGAAGAGGUGGAGGAGGAUGAUGACGAUGAGGCAUUCGCGACUGCGCCGCUUUCCCCGAGCCGGAACGUGUCGCCGACGAAAGCGCGCCGCACUCCCUUCCAGACUUCGCCCUCAAAGGCCGCGUCGGGGAAGUACCCUCCGCUCGGCACCAGCUUUGUCAGCGACGCGGACACGGUGCCGGACGAUGACAUAUUCGUGUGCCCGCGCACGGUGCCGCGCGGUCGGCGCUCGGGCAUCUUCGAUCCGUCCACCACGGGCCUGUCGCCGCAGAAAUUGGCGCUGCCCCUGGUCCAGGAGGUCCUCGAGCUGCUGGGGAACGACGAGGAAACUGUGGUCCGGGAAUCGACGUUGUCGGACUUGGCGGAUGUCCUCGCUGUGCACGUGAAGCGGUACGAUGGCGUUGUCCUGGGAAGGGAUGCGACGAGGAAGGUGGUGCUCGAGAAGGAUGCGGAAAUUGAGGAUUUGAAGGAGGUGGCGAGAAAGGUGGUGGACGAGAAGGAUGCCGAAAUCGAGGGUUUGAAGGAGAAGAUUAGCAUGCUCCAGGAGGAGAAAGCUCUGGCGGAAUGGGCGUUGGAGCAGGCUGAGAAGCAGGCUGAGAAGCAAAGCUCCGUUACGACCGUGGGAUCGGGUUUUGGGCUGGGGAAUCUGAAUGUUCAGUCGACUCAGAGUUCGCAAGUUAGGUCUACGCAGGGUUCUACCUUAUUCCCGUAG